AUGGCGGCUUUUUUAUGGCUCGCUCUGGUGGCGAGCGUUUCGGCCGACAUCUAUAGCUGUGGCGGAUUUGUAAAGUCAAGUGUUCCUAUAGAUUACUCGAAAAUACAGGUGAAACUUCUCACUCCCGAAGGGCAUCUCAAACACGAAGAAGAAUGUAAUCCGCGGAAUGGCUAUUAUAUGAUCCCAGUUUAUAAUAAGGGCCAAUACUCAUUAAAAGUAUCUGCGCCAGAGGGGUGGUAUUUCGAACCGGAAACGGUCGACUUCAAACUUGAUGGUGUUAAUGAUCCGUGUACGAAGAAUGAAGAUAUCAAUUUUUCCCUGACAGGGUUUUCCAUCAGUGGAGUUGUGAACGGCGGUACCGGAAGCGGACCAGCUGGACUUUCACUGACUCUCAAACAAAAUGGGAAGGUCGUGGAUACCGCAACAACAGUUGAAGGAGGGAAGUACUCCUUCAAAGCAGUUGCAGGAAAGUAUGAAGUGUCCACAGGAGCGGAUUCUUCUGUGUGUAUCAGUCACGGAAAGGCUCUUGUAGAGGUUACAAAUUCGCCGGUUGUUGUGAAGCCGGAUCUCAGCAUAGCCGGUUACCAUUUCACAGCUACUGUCACUAACAAAGGAAAGCCAUUACCUAAUGUUCGCCUCACCUUAUAUUCAGAAGUGAAACCAGAACUUGCUGAAUGCAAAGCAGUACCGUCGCCGAUAAAAGGUGUUGAAACUGCUAAAUUUUCGUGUUCGAUCGGUUCAACAUCGGCUGAAGGUCGCGUUAUGGUGCCGUGCCUGCCGUCAGGAACUUACUUCAUCGUGGCCGAAUACAAAAGUGGUGAUACCGAGUUUCAAUUCAGCCCUUCAGUGCAGAAGCUGAUUGUCAAGGACCGUGCUACCACGGUUUCUUUCUCAGUCAGCGGAUUCACUGCUCGUGGACGAGUUGUUGUAGGAAAGAAAGGGAUAUCUGGUGCAGAAGUGAUCGUACAGGGCAAGAAGAUAACCGAAACUGAUGCAAACGGUUACUAUACGCUUCAAGCGCUUACGGAAGGACCAGUUGAGGUUACGGCACGUGCCCCUCACACUAAAUUCAGCACAGAAAAGAGCACACUCACCCUACCAAAUGUCAGCAUUCGAGAUGUGAUCGUUGAAGGAUUUGAUGUCUGCGGAAGUGUUGAGAAAACGGCCAGUGAGGCAAUUGCAACACCACUAAUACUGAAACGGGUAGAUAAUGCAGAGACCGUUUCGAUUCGACCAGGUGCUGAUGGAAAAUUCUGUAAAAUGGUUCCACCAGCAAAGUAUACUAUUUCGCCAGCUGAUUCCUCUUCUACAUUGACGCCACGAUCACUGGAUAUUGACUUAAGUGCAUCGUCAGUUCAUGAUUUACGCUUCACUCACUUCAAAACUGACGCAGUGGUGCUUGUUACGUGUAUAGGAACAUGUGAAACACUGUCGAUAUCUCUAUUGCACGGAAGUGAUGUUGUUAAUACUCUACGUGGAAAAGACGAGUUCGUCUUCAAGAAUAUUGGCCCCGGAAACUAUCGAGUUCGAAUUGACGAAGGUGACCGAGGUUGUUGGGAACAGCGAGAGCUGCCGCUGGUCAUCGAAAAAGUUCGUCCGCAACCUGUGCAUUUCGUACAGAGUGGCUUUGCUAGCAGUAUUAAGCUCAGUCAUCCAGCACAACUGAAAUGGUCCCAUAUCGAUAAGAAGCAACUUCGUGGAGAUGUUAAUGCGCCAGCCGGCUUGUCCUCUAUCUGUGUGCCAGUGCAGGGCCGAUAUCAUGUGCAACUAAUUUCCUGUAUGAAUUUCGAUCCACAACAAUUUGAUAUUAAUGGUAGGUUUCUUCACCUUCUUCCUUUUUCUUUUGCUAUGACUUCAACUGGGCUCUGGCAUCCGAUCAUGUUUAUGAAGGCGAAGGCUCUGGAUGCGAAAAUCAGUGGUGCCAUCAAGAGCACGGAUGGGAGUGGAUUUAUUGUCAAAGUGAAGUCUGGAGCUGGUGAGCGAGAUGUGUCUGUCGCCUCAAAUGGUGUAUUCUCAUUCCAUGAGCCUUUGACCUCGAAUGGAGAUGUGAUUAUCACACCUCACUCUGGCACCCAUCUAUUUGAUCCUUCAAGUUUCUCGUUGAGAUUUAGGGGAGAUUGUGCGGAAAAUGUGGUGAUGUUUACAGCUGUCAAGGGUAUAUUCAUUGAUGGAUCGAUUGUUCCGGCUGUUGCAGGCGUGAAAGUCACUGCUCAACACAGACAAGACGUAAGCGUCCACUUCCAAACGGUCUCUGAUGCGAAAGGAAAGUUCAGAGUUGGUCCAGUCCGUCGUGCAGAAGACAUGAAAAUCACUGCCGAACUCGACGGCUACGCGUUCGCUGAAAAGCCAGGGCAUGUCGGUCAUAUAAUGAGCACUAAACUUAGCAAAUUGACAGUAGUUGUGUCGGAUAAGGAAACCUCCGAGCGUCUAGAUGAUGUGCUGUUGUCGAUUGUUGGUGGAAAGGACUACCGAAGUAACAGUAUGAUCGACAAGACAGGGGAAAUCAACUUUGUUGGAUUGCCGUUUGAGGCACGGGUUGAUUAUCUUCGAGCAAUUUUGCAGAGUACGAAGUCUCGAACAUCAACGACACGGAACGGUGAAAGAAGGAGUCACAUGACACGUGAGCCUUCGCUGGGAAGGGUGGCUUUCAGCGUGUUCGGGCGUGUACGUGAGAUGUCUGGAUCGUCUGUGGUGGGAGCUGUGGUGGAAGCGCUGUCAGAACAAUGCGAUCAGCAUCAAUCGGAGGCUGUCACUGGUCAAGAUGGAUCCUACCGUAUACGUGCUCUGAGACCCGACUGUCAGUAUCGAGUGUCGAUCAAAGCUGGAGCUGAAGGUUCAGCUGUUCCUCACUGCUUCCCAUCACAGUUCGAUGUUAGAAUGACUGCUGAAGAUCUGAAGGGAUUGGAUAUGGUGGCAGCACCAUACGAUUCGAGCACGGAUUUAGCCGUUGAGUUGGAGUUCGGCUCGAUGCCAGUACCGCAAUCGUAUCGAGUGUCAGUGCAGCGCGACGGUGAGACCAUCUCACAGUCAGUGGUUCACGCUCCGGUUACGGUAUUCUACUUGAAUAAUUUGCCACGUGAUAGCAGAGAGUACUCUGUUCGUGUGGAGCCAGAUCGUCAACCGCAGGCAUUCCCGGCAAAGACAGUGUUCUUCACUACCGACGCACCGUUCGAGUAG
Molecule: messenger RNA, 3177 nt
Organism: Ostertagia ostertagi
Lineage: Eukaryota; Metazoa; Nematoda; Chromadorea; Rhabditida; Trichostrongylidae
Source: the annotation of a GenBank genome assembly